AUGCUGCGCGUCGUGAUGCUUGCCGUCUUCGGCCUGAUGGCGACCGUUUUGGCCGUCAACUUGGUGUCGUUGGACAAGGACGGCAUCUUGGACAGUGACACACUCAAGGAGUUCAGUAGCUUCAAGUCUCGCUUCAAUCGCGCAUGCUCGGACGGGUCUGCGGAGUGCAAACGUAAGAAGCAGGCGUUCAAAGCCAACCUGAAGAAGCUGAAAACGUUGAACGCCACGAAGAAGAAGGGAGGAGCCGAAUAUGGUAUCACCGAGUACCUCGACUGGGAUCCGGAGGAGCUGAAGAAGCUGGUUUUUAACAUCGAUACACUGCCUGCCCCCUUGAACAUCAGCAGCGUCGAUGCGGAAAGUCGCUCGAAAAGAGCCAACAUCGGCACAAAAGAUUGGCGGGCCACCCAAGCCGUCAACCCCAUUAGGAACCAGGGCUCCUGCGGAUCGUGUUGGGCUUUUGCCUCGGUGGCAGCCAUCGAAAUCCAAUCCAACUUCCUCAAUAAACGCACCGGUGCCAAGCGACGUGCUUAUUCGGAGCAGCAUUUGCUCAACUGUGUCGCAGGCAAUACGUGCAACGGCGGCUGGCCCAUCACUGCCAUGACCUAUGCCAAAACGAAAGGCCUGGCCAGGGCGGUCAAUCAGAAAUACACCGGCAAGAUAGUGGCUUGCCCGAAGAAGCUGGCCGUUGACAAGCCUGUUGCUAACGUACUCGACAUGACCGGGAAGCUUGCACAGAUGCAGAGUUAUGUCCAAAAUACUGGUCCAAUUACGGCCGCCUUCUACGUCUGCAACGACUUCUACAUGUACACCGGCGGCGUCUACCGUACCCAGUGCACCUACGAUAAUCCGGAAUUCGUGGGCGGGCAUGCUGUAGCUAUCAUUGGAUUUGGCACCACCGCUGAUGGCAUUGACUACUGGCUGGUUCGCAACUCGUGGGGCGUCAAUUGGGGCAUUAAUGGGUAUUUCAUGAUCGAACGCGGGACCGAUACCUCCUAUUUUGAGUCGUGGGGUGUGUCCGGGCCAAAGGCCGCCAAAAUCGCC
Messenger RNA from Mesorhabditis spiculigera, 1041 nucleotides. NCBI's taxonomy places the organism in Eukaryota, Metazoa, Nematoda, Chromadorea, Rhabditida, Rhabditidae. The record is from the annotation of a GenBank genome assembly.